Molecule: messenger RNA, 1483 nt
Organism: Parus major (Great Tit)
Lineage: Eukaryota; Metazoa; Chordata; Aves; Passeriformes; Paridae
Gene: TAC3
Product: tachykinin precursor 3
Exons: 5
Coding region: 864-1253 (129 amino acids)
Source: RefSeq, a predicted model, not a curated record
GGUUGCCUCUUUCCUUAUGCCACUCUGCUUUCCCCCAAAUUUUCCUCCCCAUCUUCCACCUUGGCACAUCCUGGCACGGGAGCGGGCAGGCCAGGAGCACUCCUGUGAUCCCAGGCUGUGAUGGGGCAGGGUGUGAGGUACCUGCGAGCGUGUGUGCACACCUGUGCUCGCGUGUGCACAGUGGGAGCCUGCCCGAUCCCCUCUCCCCCAUAAGACCCCCAAAUCCUGUCCGCAGAGCCCAGCAUCCAGCCAGGACCAUCCCUCCACGCGUGUCCCCACACGUGCCGACAGACACACGGUGACGUCCCCACAAUGCGGGGCCGGGGGCUGCGUGGGCACGGUGCCCGUGCGCUGACCCCCCAGCCGGGGUGCCUGCGUGGGCACGCGUGUGCCGCUGUGUGACUCCGCGUGUGUCACGGUGCCUGCGUGGGCGUGAAGCUGCAGGGUGGGGGGUACCACCCCCCCGGCCCCCAUUGGCAGCUCUCCUCUCGCCCACCCACGCCGUGCCAUGGGCAGAGCCCCUUAUUUAGCGCCGCGCAGCAGCUGCUGCCCCGGUACUUCACCUCCCGGCUGAGCCCGGGCCGGGGGAGCUGCCCACUUUUGCUGACCACCGCUGCUGCCCACCGCUGCUGACCACCACUGCCGACCACCAAAGCUGCUGACCAUCACUGCCCACCACGCCUCAAGGAGUCCCUGCUCCGCAGCCACCGGCGAUCAGGGUCCCUCAGGCCUCCGCUCCACCGGAGGGCUCGGCAGAGCCCGGUUCGGUGUCAGAUUCUCCCGGGCCGCCCCAUCGAGGAGUCGCCGUUCGGGACAGCCCCGGGCCCCUCCGCUCCCUCGCUGAUCUCCAGCUCCCCCUGAGGAUGAGGAACCGAGCGGUGCUGGCCGUGCUGCUCCUCCUGGCGCUGCCGCUCGCCCUCGCCCGCCGCGCUCCCGCCGCCCCGCCGGGCCCCGCGCAGGUACGGCCGUCGGGGAGGGAGCAGAGGGGGAUGCCCGUCCCGGAGCCGCUGCCGUGGAGCGCCCGCGGCAGCCCCGGGGCCGCCGCCGCCGCCGCGCUGGAGCUGCUGCGGGAGGAGGGCGCCGGUCCCCCCGCGGCGCCGCAGAAGAGAGACAUGCACGAUUUCUUCGUGGGGCUCAUGGGGAAGCGAGCAGCGGAGCCCGGGCGAGCGGCGGGGCGCGGCGGCAGCGGCCCGGCCCCCCGGUGCUCCCCGGGACCCCCCGCGCCCGGCGAGGCCCCGCUGCGGGCGGCCUGAGCCGCGGAACGAGCCCCCCACGCGCGGAGCGGCCCGGGCGGGGUUGUGUCCGGUGUCCCGGGGACGGUGGGACCGAGCGCGGGAGCGUCCCGGGCGCCGGCGGCCACGGAGCCGUGAUGGGAACCGGCGGGAGCGUCCCGCCCCACGCGCGCGUGUCCGUGCACCUGUGUACACCUGGACGUGCCCCGCUAUACACCCACCCCACGGUGUCCCCGCGGGACACGCGCAAA